UAGUUUACUCAGCAAAAAAACUGUUCGAACACAAUAAUGUAACUAUGAAUUGUAAGCAUUGUUGUCAGCAAAACAAAAUCAAAUUCUUCACAAAAUACUGAAUGUAAUCAAUGCUGUAUUUUGAAUAGCUUUUGCCAAACAAAUUUGCUUGUUAACAUCGUCAUUUUAGAAUCGGUUAAUUUUUUGAGCUUUUUUCUCUCAAGUUAUCACUUUUUCACUCUACUAAAACAGGCUAUUGAAACUUUUAUUUAAAUUCUACUUCGAUUAAGAGAUAAAAAAGACAUGGCUGUUAAAAUACUAGUGGACGUGUGGCUUUUGAUUGCUCUGGCAAUCCACGUGUGUACAAUAGUGUUUGCUGUGGCUUCGGUAGCCGGACCCUACUGGAUGGAUGGACCAGUGGCUCAUUUCGGCCUGUGGAACUACUGCUACGAGUACGUGUCGGCUACGCACUCGGACAAGUGCUACCAGAUCACAGACGUGGAUGGGUUCGAUGUCGACGGAUACUUCCGAGGUAUCCAAGUGUUCAUGUGUAUGGGGUGCAUUAUCACACUGGUCACUUUCCUCCUCAUCUUCGGCCUCAUUUUUAUGCUGGUCAGACAAGACAACAGGAAGUACGCCCUCUUCGUCACAGUCAUCGUCUGCUUCAUACAAGGCAUGCUGUUGUUUACGGGGUGUGUGAUGUUCCUGAGCCAGAAGGAGAAAUACGCGGGAGUCCAGAUGAGUGCUGACUGGGCUCACUACCUGGCAUGGGUGGCCUGCUGCUGCAGCUUCAUCGCCGCCUGCUUCCUAGUUGUACACUACGCACUCAACCGGGAAGUGUACGAGGAACUGUGAUGUGCUGAUAAUUACUAACCAAAAUUAUAACUAAUGAGCAAUGAUUAAUUAAUCACAUAAAUUUAGUUCAUUUUUAGCAACUGUGAGAUUCGAAUCAUUCAUGCCGUUGAUAAACAUGGCCGUGUAUUAAGUAAUAAUUCAUUUGUAGCUAAUUGAUUGUUAAUGCCAAAAAAGGUUUGUGAAAAAAUCGAUGAAUUUAAACCCGCCUCGAUAUUUCAUUCAGACGGUCAUUUUUGGUCACUUUUUUGUUGACUACCAAGUUUCCUUUUAAUUGAAUUGCACAGGUAUUAAUAUUGAACGUCGUUUUAAAUUCAGCUUGCUUUUAAAAAAUAAUGGUACUCAGUCCUGUUUAGCUUGUCGAGAAGGUUGUAAAAAUCAAUUUGGAAUCAUAACAGUAGCAUUAACAAUUGGCAUUAACAAUUGUGACUAACAAUUUGAACUGUAAAGAGCAGCUGACGAACGACAAACUAACAAAAUACAAGCAGACAAGCUUCCGAGACGCAACUUUUUGGAUUCAAAGUUUAUUCCAAUUUGUUUUUUGACUAAUUUAGUGAAAAUGAUUUAAUCAAUGGUUAAAAUUGCUAUGAAUAAAAUAUAAUUUUGUUAGUUUGUUUGAAUUAAUUUUUUAAAAACUG
This is a messenger RNA of Symsagittifera roscoffensis, 1469 nucleotides long. RefSeq lists its product as uncharacterized. The record is from RefSeq and is a predicted model, not a curated record. The transcript is spliced from 3 exons. NCBI's taxonomy places the organism in Eukaryota, Metazoa, Xenacoelomorpha, Acoela, Convolutidae. Gene Ontology annotation, cellular component: plasma membrane. Bases 283 to 834 code for a protein of 183 amino acids.